Messenger RNA from Panicum hallii, 1149 nucleotides. Its product is annotated as putative B3 domain-containing protein Os04g0346900. Bases 465 to 1094 code for a protein of 209 amino acids. The record is from RefSeq and is a predicted model, not a curated record. The transcript has 5 exons. Gene Ontology annotation, molecular function: DNA binding. Lineage: Eukaryota; Viridiplantae; Streptophyta; Magnoliopsida; Poales; Poaceae.
GCAUUAAGCUCGAGAUGGAUCAGUCAGAUGUGUUCUUUGCUGGUGGCUGGCCACAAUUUCUGGCAUUUCAUGGCAUCACUGAAUCAAAUGCUCUGCUGUUAAGGUAUGAGAGCAACAUGGUGUUUACAGUAAAAGUGUUUGAACCCUAUGGAUGCCAGAGGAAGCCCAAGCACAAGGACAACAUAAUGCAACAAAUAUCAACAUCACCAGAUCUUGAAAAGCGACAGAAAGCACUAUCCGUACCCAUUUGGAAGCGUAAGAGCGAGAAUGAUUUUCCUUGUAGCAAAGUACACAAACCAAAAGGCUUCAUGCCUUCUCUAAAUGAGGCAUCAUUACAGAGGAAUUCUUUCUAAGAGAUUGGGCAACCGUCAUGGAUAAAGAAGCAGAUCAACACUUACACACUUGAGAAUGAUCUUGCUUUGCCAAUAGCUUUCUGUGAUGCGAUUGGGCUUCAUAAGCCUUCCAUGAUCACGUUCAAGACCACAAUGACUGGGUCUUGGCAGGUGAGUGGUGUCCCAUGCAACAAACACAGCUACCUUCUUGUGCAUGGCUGGAGGAGAUUCUGCGAGGAGAACAAUGUCAAGGAAGGUGACAUCUGCACCUUCAAUGUCAUCAAAACCACAAUGUGGCAUGUUGUCAUCACGCGCUACAUUCCGAAGCUACCGGAAACAGCUUUUGCUUCCAGUAUGAAGUGUAAGAGCAUCAAUGACAGGCCAAUUAGUGAAGGACAAGAGAUGUCAAAAGGCUCCAUCUCUUCUUCGAAGAAGACAUUAUCACAGAAGAAAAUCGUUUAUGAGAUUGGGCCUCCGGCUUGGAUAAAUAAGAAGAUAUUAAACACGAAUAACCGUUUUUUUACUUUACCACUGACUUUCUGCAAUGCGAUUGGUUUGAGGGAAGCGUGCACAAUCACCCUCAAGACCUCACUGAGCAGCACCAGAUCUUGGCAGGUUCAUGUUCUCCCAUACAAGCAUGCGAGCAACCUCGGGUCGGGCUGGAAGAGAUUCUGCUGGGAUAAUGAGAUCAAGGAAGGAGACACCUGCACAUUCAACAUCAUUGAAACCACGCUGUGGCAUGUUGUCAUUGUGCAUCGAUAAUCUUUGACCUGACUGUACAUUAGUUCAUCUUGGCUUCUGUUAAAUACAAUAGCUA